CAAAAAGACAUUAAUCUGCCACCAACCAAUCCAGAGCUGGCGUCCUGCACGUUGGCCAAUCAGGCUCUGUGCACGCUGCAGCCUUGUCCAGUCCAGGCCCAGCAGACCAACGCUGGUCAUCAUUAUCAAGAGAGUGCCACAUCUGUGCAAGGUAGCUUGUUUUUAUAAUCAGAGAGCGAGAAGCAGACUUUGAGGGCAAUUUCUCUGCAGGGAGUAGGACUGGGUUAAAGGUGGCCAGACGCAUGGUGUUGACUUUGGAGUUGCAGCACAAAGUAUGGAACAAAACAGGUGAAAGUUGAGGAGGAGAAAUUCGACAGCUCGAACUGACUUAAGAAAUAACUUCAGGAAGAUCUUCGUCUUGUUCUGGAGGGCAUUCCCAAAGUGGAUCACACCAAAGCUGGCCUUGGAUGUGAGAUCCUCCCGGCCAUUAAAUAUUAAAUAUUCACCCUGGAUCCAUCGUUAUCGGACAAAGACGUAGGACACGCGCUGGUUCCCAUGGAGCCCAACCUGUCUGGGUCUUUCCUCUUCAACAACGGUUUGAAUCAGUUCCCAACAGAUAUCAAGGCACCCGUGUGCCAGUACUCUAUGCCCAACAGCUUCUACAAGCUCGCACCUGGAAACCUGAAUGCCCAGCUGCAGGCGGGCACACCACAUGGGAUCAGUGACAUCCUGAGCCGGUCUGUAAUGGGUGGCCCGGCCAACACCGCGCUGCUCUCAGGAUAUUCCAGCAUGGGGGGUUUCAGUGGCACCGUGCCCACUCCAGGGGUGUAUUAUAACCGGGAUUACACCCCAACAACUUUGAGUGCUUUUCCAAAACCUAGCGAGUGCCCAGGCAUAAAGGGACGCACCAGCUGCUGGGUGGAGGGAGGCUACGACUGGAGAGGAGGAAGACAACAGUGCAGCAACAUAGACAGUGGGCAUCCCGGUGAGACAGUGGGCAGAAAGAAACACACACGGCCCACUUUCAGCGGGCAUCAGAUCUUCGCCCUGGAGAAAACCUUCGAGCAGACCAAAUACCUAGCGGGACCAGAGAGAGCGAGACUGGCGUACUCACUGGGCAUGACCGAGUCACAGGUCAAAGUGUGGUUUCAGAACCGGCGCACUAAGUGGCGUAAGAAGAGCGCGUCCGAGCCGAGCUCCACUCAAGCGUCCAGGACCGAGAGACAGGGCGCCUCAGACACCGAGCUCGAGGACGAGGAGUACAACAAACCUCUCGACCCCGACUCGGACGACGAGAAGAUCCGCCUGCUGCUGCGCAAACACCGCAGAUCGUUCUCAGUUUUACGCCUGGGGCCACAUCAUGUCUGACACACACACACACACACACACACACACAUCCAUACACACACACAUCUGGAAGUGUAUAUGCCAUAAUGUUUACAUGCUCAAUAGUAAAAGAUACGCACACACAUUUACAUACAGUACUGUGCAAAAGUCUUGAGCCACUCUCAAUACCAUUUCUUCAUAUUAAAUUAAAUGGGAACAAUAUUUUGCUGUAAUAGCCUGUUUAUGUACCAACCUCAGCAGCAGCCUCAUUUCCCCUCUCGUCUGAUCACUAGUAUACAGUACUAACCACCGACCUGAUCAUCUGCACCUGUUUCUCACUGAUUCAUGCCUUAAGUUAGAUGUUUUUUGCUUGAAUGAUUCAUAGAUUGCUGUGUGGUUUAACAAACAAACCAAAAAAAAAAAAAAAAAA
This is a messenger RNA of Clarias gariepinus (North African catfish), 1696 nucleotides long. It is a transcript of the gene nkx6-3, whose product is annotated as NK6 homeobox 3. Gene Ontology annotation, cellular component: nucleus. Gene Ontology annotation, biological process: cell differentiation; regulation of transcription by RNA polymerase II. The record is from RefSeq and is a predicted model, not a curated record. Lineage: Eukaryota; Metazoa; Chordata; Actinopteri; Siluriformes; Clariidae. Bases 496 to 1308 code for a protein of 270 amino acids. The transcript is spliced from 3 exons. Gene Ontology annotation, molecular function: DNA-binding transcription factor activity, RNA polymerase II-specific; RNA polymerase II cis-regulatory region sequence-specific DNA binding.